AUGGCUUUCCCUUCGGCGGCGGAUCUGGAUUCCUUCAAGUACUGCGAGUUACAGAGCUUAGCCAAGAACAUUGGCCUCCGAGCCAACCUCCGGGGAGACAGACUUCUGAAGUCAUUGAAAGAAUACUUUCAAGAUGAACUCAAGAAAGAAAAUGAAACUCAGGAUCAAAGUGAUCAUCCUGAGUCUCACAGACAGAAGAAAUGUCAAAAGGAGAAUCUCUUAGCUGUCGAAGAGGCAACUGAGCCAUCCGAAGACAACCAGAAUAAACCAGUUUGCUCUGAAGGAAACAAAAUGGAAGGUGAUACUCUUUUAAAUAUCUCUUCAGGAGGAAAGAGGCCUCGUAGUAGGGAUGAUUCGUCCAAAUCUAAAAAAAGGAAAAUGAUAUUUACAACACCAAAUUUUAAGAAGAUUCAUGAGGCUCAUUUUAAGGAAAUGGAAUCUAUUGACAAGUAUAUUGACCGAAAAAAGAAACGUAUAGAAGUCCUUAACAACUCAGUGAAGGAACUAAAGAUGUUAGCUAAAAAAGCUAACCUGACAGGAACUUCCAAUAAUUCCAAGGUAUUAAGCCCAUUUCCUAAGAGAGGCAGGCCCUCUUCUACCUUCACACCUUGUCCAUCUAUCCUUUCAACUAACAAAAUGAAUGUCAGGUUCACUGAGGCUACUCAAGAUAAUGAACAUAAACGCUCCCUGACCAAGACCCCUGCCAGAAAGUCUCCCUACAUGGGUAUGCUGGACACCCAGCCUAAAUGCCAGACUGGUCUCGGGAAGAACAAGGAAAAGGAAGCCAGCCAAGCGAAGGGUGAACACACUCCAGCAGUUACUCCAUUCAAGUUUACAGCUGAGGCAACCCAGGCUCCAGUCAGUAAUAAGAAACCAAUAUUUGAUCUCAAAGCAAGUCUUUCUCGUCCUCUUAGCUAUGAGCCACACAAAGGGAGGCUAAAACCAUGGGGGGAAGCAAAAGAAAAUAUUUCUCUGAAAGAGACAGCAAAAAGAAUUGAGUUCCAUAAAAAAACUUAUAAACAGCCACAUCUCCAGACCAGAGAAGAUCAACGGAGGAAACAUGAGCAGAAAAGGAAAGAGAAGAAAGAUUGCAUACUUGGAACUCGAAGAGGCCUAGUCAUGCUUGAAGACUAA
This is a messenger RNA of Gracilinanus agilis (Agile Gracile Mouse Opossum), 1134 nucleotides long. RefSeq names its product nucleolar and spindle-associated protein 1-like. The transcript is spliced from 2 exons. Gene Ontology annotation, molecular function: microtubule binding. Bases 1 to 1134 code for a protein of 377 amino acids. Gene Ontology annotation, biological process: mitotic chromosome condensation; mitotic cytokinesis; establishment of mitotic spindle localization. NCBI's taxonomy places the organism in Eukaryota, Metazoa, Chordata, Mammalia, Didelphimorphia, Didelphidae. The record is from RefSeq and is a predicted model, not a curated record. Gene Ontology annotation, cellular component: microtubule; mitotic spindle; nucleolus.